CCGGCGGGGCGGCUGAGGCUGCUGUGAGAGGGCGCUCGAGGCUGCUGGAGAGCGAACAAGCGAAAGAGGCGGGGAGGCGGCGGCCGCACUAGCUCGCCCGCUCGCUCGCUUCCCGGCGCCGCUGUAGGUCCGCCGCUCCGUAGCGCGCCGCCCAGCAGCCGGGUCCCGGCUCGGUUCAGGACUCACGCGCGCAGGCGGACACUGAGCGGAGGGCGAGCCGGCGCCACACCUGUGGAGCCGACGGCCGUCAGGGUGCCAGCCCCGGUCCCACUGCGUGCGUACUCGGGGCUGCGGGCCGCCCGGGCCCCGGGGGAGGCGCGCCCCCCCGGCUGGGCGCCGCGGGCACCAUGGGGCUCCCUGCUCUGGAAUUCAGCGACUGCUGUCUGGACAGCCCGCACUUCCGAGAGACGCUCAAGUCACACGAAGCGGAGCUGGACAAGACCAACAAAUUCAUCAAGGAGCUCAUCAAGGACGGGAAGUCUCUCGUCAGCGCGCUCAAGAAGCCAGAGAGUUUCUCCUUCCGGCCAAACAAGAGUGCUCUGGGGAUGAGUGCCUUGGAUUAUUUGUCUUCAGCGAAGAGGAAAUUUGCAGAUUCCUUAAAUGAAUUUAAAUUUCAGUGCAUAGGAGACGCAGAAACAGAUGAUGAAAUGUGUAUAGCAAGAUCUUUGCAGGAGUUUGCCACUGUUCUCAGGAAUCUUGAAGACGAGCGGAUGCGGAUGAUUGAGAAUGCCAGUGAAGUGCUCAUCACACCCUUGGAGAAGUUUCGAAAGGAGCAGAUUGGGGCUGCCAAGGAAGCCAAAAAGAAGUAUGACAAGGAGACAGAGAAGUACUGUGGCAUCUUAGAAAAACACUUGAAUCUGUCUUCCAAAAAGAAAGAAUCUCAGCUUCAGGAGGCAGACAGCCAAGUAGACCUGGUCCGGCAGCAUUUCUACGAAGUGUCCCUGGAGUACGUCUUCAAGGUGCAGGAAGUCCAAGAGAGGAAGAUGUUUGAGUUCGUGGAGCCUCUCCUGGCAUUCUUGCAAGGACUCUUCACUUUCUAUCACCAUGGUUAUGAACUGGCCAAGGAUUUCAGUGACUUCAAGACGCAGCUGACCAUUAGCAUACAGAACACAAGAAAUCGCUUUGAAGGCACCAGGUCAGAAGUGGAGUCAUUGAUGAAAAAGAUGAAGGAGAAUCCCCUUGAGCACAAGACCAUCAGCCCCUACUCCAUGGAAGGGUACCUCUACGUUCAGGAGAAACGUCACUUUGGAACGUCUUGGGUGAAGCACUAUUGUACAUAUCAGCGGGAUUCCAAGCAAAUCACCAUGGUACCAUUUGACCAAAAGUCAGGAGGAAAGGGGGGAGAAGAUGAGUCAGUUACCCUCAAAUCCUGCACACGGAGGAAAACAGACUCUAUUGAGAAGAGGUUUUGCUUCGAUGUCGAAGCCGUAGACAGGCCAGGGGUUAUCACCAUGCAGGCAUUGUCAGAAGAGGACCGGAGGCUCUGGAUGGAAGCCAUGGAUGGCCGGGAACCCGUCUACAACUCGAACAAAGACAGCCAGAGCGAAGGGACUGCACAGUUGGACAGCAUUGGCUUCAGCAUAAUCAGGAAAUGCAUCCACGCUGUGGAAACCCGAGGGAUCAAUGAGCAAGGGCUCUACCGAAUCGUGGGUGUCAAUUCCAGGGUGCAGAAGUUGCUGAGUGUCCUGAUGGACCCCAAAACAGCUUCUGAAACAGAAGUGGAUAUCUGUGCGGAAUGGGAGAUCAAAACCAUCACUAGUGCUCUGAAGACCUACCUAAGAAUGCUUCCGGGACCACUCAUGAUGUACCAGUUUCAAAGAAGUUUCAUCAAAGCAGCAAAGCUGGAGAACCAGGAGUCUCGGGUCUCUGAAAUCCACAGCCUUGUUCAUCGGCUCCCAGAGAAAAAUAGGCAGAUGUUACAGCUGCUCAUGAACCACUUGGCAAAUGUUGCUAACAACCACAAGCAGAAUUUGAUGACAGUGGCAAACCUUGGCGUGGUGUUUGGACCCACCCUGCUGCGGCCUCAGGAAGAAACAGUAGCGGCCAUCAUGGAUAUCAAAUUUCAGAACAUUGUCAUUGAGAUCCUGAUAGAAAAUCAUGAAAAGAUAUUUAACACCGUGCCUGAUCUGCCUCUCACCAAUGCCCAGCUGCACCUGUCUCGGAAGAAGAGCGGUGACUCCAAGCCCCCGUCCUGCAGUGAGAGGCCCCUGACACUCUUCCACGCCAUACAAUCAACAGAGAAACACGAGCAAAGAAACAGCAUCAUCAACUCCAGUUUGGAAUCUGUCGUCUCAUCAAAUACAAACAGCAUCCUUAACUCCAGCAGCAGCCUACAGCCCAACAUGAACUCCAGUGACCCCGAUCUGGAUGUGCUCAAACCCACCAGGCCCAGUUCACUGCCCACUUCGUUUUCUCCCACUUUCCUAGUUUUCUCCCACCUGGCCAUCAUCUCUUGGCUACUUAAAAGACCAGAGAGAACAUCAGUAAACUGCACCCUGGCAACAAAUUCUGGCACACCAUUCCGGAAGGCAAAGGCCUUGUACGCCUGCAAAGCUGAACACGACUCAGAACUCUCGUUUACAGCAGGCACGGUCUUCGAUAAUGUUCAUCCAUCUCAGGAGCCUGGCUGGUUGGAGGGGACUCUGAACGGAAAAACUGGCCUCAUCCCUGAGAACUACGUGGAGUUCCUCUAACCAUGGGCCCCAGCAGAAACGCUGAGCUUCCCGUGGUAUCCAUGACAACUGCAGAGUCCAGUGGUGCAGGUCAUUUCUCUUUGCUGCUGAGAAAUGCCGGGUGGCUGGCUCUGCUGCUACCUGUCAACUCGAAUAUUUCUGUGAACUUUGGUGUCACCAUCUCCAUGAUCAUCUCAGCCGACAUGUGGUGAUACUGCAAGAAACAGAAGUGAAUCAGCAGAGGAGGCCGUUUGAUUUUGGUAACCGAGAGAAAGGGCUUGUAAAGCCGUUUGUCUCCUUCAGCACCCUAAAUGGAGAGCACUCAUUUUGUUUCAACAGUCAUCCAAACUCCCAACCUUCUGACAGGGGAAGUAAGUCAGAUCUAAGUAGACCCCAAGAGCAUGCAGUGUAGCUAAGUCUACAGGCCUGGGCGACAGCUCUGAGAUCCCGGCUGGGUUCAUUGCUUCUGUUUACAGUAGACGCUUUUUCACCCACCUCUGAAUACUUGAGACCCACAGUGCUACAUGCAGCUGGGUCUGUUUGCAUGCAAGAUAGAAAGGGGUUACGGCACUGUUUACAUAAGAUCCAAUCUCUCACCAUCUCUAAAGCAGCCGUUGGCCCAGCAUCAGCAGAAUUCAGUCCAGUGCUCUCAUGCAAGGGGACAUACACACCCCACAUUCCCCCCUCCCAAGCGAGGAACCUCUCUGCCACCGGGGGCUGCCAUCACCUCAUAACCACGGCAACCCAACCUACUCUAAAAUCAAACCAAAAAAAUAACACCCUCUCUUUGCAUGACAUGUGUUUUUCUCUCCCCCAUUUUGGGUAUUAUUUUGAAUGGCUUUCCAACAACCUGAAGCAGAAGAUCAAGAAAUUAGAGUGGUCUGCUGGGGGCAGACAGAAUAGCAGCUGGGCACUGUUUCCUUUCUGAUUUAUUUCAGCAGCAUCAGGAUAUAUUUGGAGCAAACUCUAGUAACCUUGAGAUUAAAUUACAUACAGGCUUAAUAUUUCUGUUCUUCCAUGCAACUGGUGUUUGCUUUCUAGAGGACAGUAGGCUGCCUCCCAAUGAGUGACACCCUCCCUGUUUCUGACUUGUUCCCUAAAUGGCCUCCCAUUUACGUGUCCCUUCCCCUGCCCUCGCCGGCCUCUAGCCCACCACUGACCACCCUCUGGCAGUGCCUCGGGCUCUGAGCACUGGUGCCCUGGCGAUUUUCAGGGCUGAUUCCUAGGUUAAUCCUAUGGCCUAUAGUUUAAAGGGAUAUACAUAUAUGUUCACUGCCACUCAGCAAAAGGGAGUUGUUUCCAAGACAUUUGAGGCAUGAGGCUAAUAUCCUAAGCCAUUGCAAUUCAGAAGGACACCAAAAGAUUGGGACAUGGAAGGUGGGAUGGGUACCUUUUGAGAAAGAGAAUUUACUGUCAGAAGGGGAUGGGUCUUGUGGAAGCCUGCCUUCGGUCAGCCUGGAUGUUUCAAUUCACUUGCCUUCCGAAGAACAGAGUUCCCAGGAUCUUCCACAUUUGAAUGUCCUUGCCAGAGUGACUCUGGGCAGAAAAACGCCCCACUGAUGGACUGUCGAGCUCCCCGGGAGCCCCUCGGGAUGGCAGCCUUGCUCCGGACUCUUUCCUGCUUCUGGAAUUCCUCUUUAGGGAAGUUCAAAGAAGAAAAGAAAAACUUGAAUUGUGUUGAAUUACUGUAUCUUUUACAUUGUUUUUUCUUUUGAAAAGGUAAACUUGUAAAUAGAGUGAUUUGAAAUACUAUAUGGCAAAGUUUUAUAUUUGAUAUUCUUAAAGCAACUUGCUCCACACAUUGAUCUUCGAUUGCUGAACAAGAGUGUGUAAGAGGAGGGACAGGAGCCGAGGCUGAAGCGCGUCGAGGCCAUUCCCCUGUGGCCUUGAGGGAGGAGAGGAGGUGUCUGUGUGCUCUUCUGCUGGCUCUUGUUGGUGGACACGGUCCAUCGACGGUGUUCAGUCUUCUUUACCCAGAUGUGUUUUUGAGCAUUACUUGGGCUUUGUGUUUGGAGAUGGGAAGAGCAUCUUCAGGCAAAGAAUUUUUCAAAGAACUCCUACUCAGGAGUGAGAUGAAGCUCAGGAUUUAAAUAGGUGGGGACAGGGCUUAGUUUUGUUUUGUUUUUGUUUUGUUUUGGUUUUUGGUUUGUUUUCAUUUUUCUUCUCAGGUGUAUUUCUUGGUACCGCAAGAUAUCAGGACAGAAGGAGAUAGGAAAAUUGCAUGUUCCUUAUAUCGAACUCUUCUGCACGUCUUCUACGACUUGAUAAAUGAGGCCAAACUAGUUUGCAAAUGUUGCGUGUGUUGAGUGCUGAGAAAAACUGGCAUCUUCAGCUCUUUAGUUCUCAAUAUGCUAUGCUGUUGCUUCUCCUUUCUCUAAACGUGUUUAUGCCCUUCCUGUUCAUCUCAGUUUUCCUAUAACCCCAGAUGAGAGAAGAACCCCAAAGAGGAAUGGAGAGUGUGCUGCGAGAGCUUUACAAAAGGUUCUGACGUUAUUAGGGCUGUGUCACUGUGAUGCAGCUCGUCAGUUAAAGGAUUUCGUAGCUGUUAUCCAGUAGCUCACCCAGCAACAAUCAAGAUGCUACCACUGAAUCAGGGAACAAGAAUUAAGACUGGACAAGACCAAGAUCGGACUCAGGAAAAACCCAAGAAGAAAGGGAACACAGGAACAGGCUACACCUUCUCCCCGCGGACUUUGACCAGCUUGGGGACCUGUUCGAAGGGGCCUGAGGUGACAAGCGCACUCUAGAGCAUCUGCUUUCCAAAUAGGAAGUGUGCAACAUAAUGCUUUUAACACAUUGGACGUUUCAAAUUGUCACCGGCCCCACUGGAACUUGAACUGGAGCUGACACAAAGGAGCAGAACAUACAGACCCCGGCUUUGGGAGUUCCUCGCUGAAGUAGACCUGUCAACAUUUGGCCCCAGCUUGACUACUGGGAAGCAUGUCCCUCCCUCCCUCAGUUGGCCCUGAUUUGAAGCCAGAGGGAAAUGGAGCUACUGCCAAUGGGAAUUUUUAGGUAGACCCCUUCCCAGCUUCCCUGUGGCCACGCUGAGCCUGUGACAGAUGGCUGCUCUGUUCCCUUUCCCCAUCCAGGCUUCCCUCCUCCCCAUUUGCUACAGAACUGGAGAAACUGUUCAGAAUAUGAGCCAAUAAAUAGGAAGGAAUUUGGAGACCAAAAAUAGAUUUUGCCCUCUCCACUAUGGAUGCCGCAUCCCUUACGUUCUCUGCUUGAAUAGGGAACUUUAGGGCGGGCGGGGGGGGGGGCUCCAGGUAUGACAGUGGAAGACUAUUGACCAAGGGCCCUGAGCUGUCCCAGGAGCAGGGGUUUCUUUGGUAAGGCCAUGGGAUCUGCUUGGUAUAUAGAACUUGAGUCUUUGUUGGGUACUAAGAUCAGUCUCUCACUCUUCCUUCAGGUACUCACAGAAUUCGAUGGCUACAGAAUGCCAUGUCAUAAAAAGACAACUAGUUUCAAAUCCUUGCUCCCCAGGCAAAGUAUAUUCCUGGUUUGCUCAAGAUUAGUGAUACUCUCUUCUGUUUUAGAAAAUAAACAUACAGGGUGCCGUGUAUAGCACCACCUCCCUCAGUAUCCUAUAAUUGGGGCUAGUUUGUAGCUUAGCAUAUUAGUAUUUUGACAGCCAAUAUGUUUUCUUCUGUCAAACCAAAACUCUUUUUCAACAUAAUUCCAGUUCAGCCCUCUUGCUGAGUGCUUUUUGGACAGAGGCAAAGAGAAAGGGACAAUGAGCAAUGAAGUAUUGACAGACUGGCAUUAGCAGGACAGAGCCAUGCUAGUGACAAGGUCAUUUCAGGCAUUUGUCAGGACUCCACGGUUGCGUGUGCCAUAUCCAGCUUGAAAGGAAGUCCUUCUACCCACCUGCAUUGUUGUCUCCUGAAAACAGCAACCCCAGUCACACCAGAAGUUCUGUCUUGACGACAGUGAUUCCAAAAGCAUCCACGAUUGAGGGAUAGAGAGACAGAAGUAAGCAGCUCCCUAUACCUUCAUUACCUGUCAUGACUGUCUCUUGGUACUUUUCAUCCUCUGGCUUCUGUUUCCAAAAGGAAGUCUGGACUACCCGGGACUCCCAGGUACAGCCGUGGCCAUCGUGGCGCCCACAGUUUGCCCUAGAAUUCAAUGUUUUAUAAGCAGCCAUCUUCCCCACGUAGGUAGCCAGCAUCGAAGAAACCAAACAGCCUCUUUAGCCACCUGACUUUUAAAGGAGUGUCCUCAGUAUUCUAUCUUGGGAGUUAUCUAUCAUCUCUGGCAAACUUGACAGUAAUCAAUUACCUAGACAACCCUGCCCCACAUCUCUUCUAAGUCAGCUGGGUGUCCUCUCACACACCCUGUGCUGGUGUUUAAAAAAUUUAUCUUGUGCUCAGAUGUGUUUGGCAGCCACCCUGCUCCGCUGGGUGCCACACCACUUUUCUCUAAUUGUAGCAUCAAAAUGACAGCAGCAGCAGAGCAGUGAACCUUGCACCAUUCUACGCCAUGCCCGAGACAAUACUCCAGCAAGUAAUAAUUAGCUGUUUUCCUUUCACCACCUCUAAUACUUGUCCAACGAAAGAGCUUCCCGGAGCAGAGGGAGAGACCAUAGAGAGAAUCCAGACAUCAUUCAGAGCCAGCCUUUGCUGAAAUGUGGUCUUCUACUGGAAGCACAUAUAUUCUUGGGAGUAAACAUAUUGCCAGGAGCAUAUAUAGUCAUGCUGGCAGCACAGAGAAAUGAAAAGGCAAUCGAUACUGAAGAACUUUGCAUUUUUUUUUUUUUUAAAGAGGGUUGAAUAUAGUUCUUAAUAGGGGAGAAAAAUCAAUCACAAAAAAAGUUCACAGUUAAUAGUUUUACAAAAGUUUUACGGGGUACUACACCAUGGAAGCAUCUUUUAAGGUGGAAUGUUUUAGAGAGCCGAGGCUUGGCACAGUCCUACACCCAUGCAAGGGUAGCAAUGACUCGUGUCAAAAUUCUCUUUAAUAUAGUCGAUGAGAACUAGAAUAUUGGCAAUCAAAAUGUUAAAAUUACCUGGUGAAGUCCUGGAGAGGCCAAGCCAUUCUACAGUUCAGCAACCAUUUCUACAAAGUUGUCCAGACACCUAUGAACAGCUUUCUUAGCUGGGUAUCCACAUGCCAGGGUCAACGUCAUACCUGUGAAAAGAGGUUCGUUUGAUGAUUCUAUUAGUAUGUGUAUGUGUAUGUACAGCGCACAUUUACACAUGUAAAGAGACAGACUCGUAGAGAAACCCACAUAAGCUGGCAGUCGCUGAGCCUUUACAGCCUAUAAAAUUGGAAGGUUGACAAUUUGAGAAAUAAGAGAGGCUGUGGACUGACUAUCAAAGAUGAUCAAAGAUGUAAAUGAAGUGCCAUUUUAAAACUUUGUUCAUAUUUAUCAAAUGGUUACUAUCUACAGCUAUAUUCCAUAUUAACUUAUUAAACGUCAUGUUGAAGAAAAGAUCAAACCCAUAAAUGUGUAGUAGCUAAUAUAAGUACUAGGCUCGUGUUCACAAACACGCUAAAAGACAUUUUGUCCAUAUUUGGGGGAAGAAAAUAUUUGCAUGUUCAUAAUUUAGGCUUCCGUUGAGUAUAUUAUAAAGUGCUGUGUGAUAUAGUAUCAAUAAAGGACUUCAAAAUGGCACUUUAAUGUUCUUUUUUUAAAAUCGUAAGUAAUGCACUGUUUUAAACUUCAGUAUUGAAUAUUGAUUAGUGUGUAGAAUCCAAUUCCAUAAUUGAAAAGUAUCUGUGACUAGACUAGAACUUUCUCCCUGUUAUUAGUGAAAUACUUUUGCCAUGUUCAAGCUUUAAAAAAAAAAAAAAAAGUGCUUUGGCAUCACUAAGCAUAUCUGUGAAGAAAAUACCAUUUCUGUUGAGUGGCCUCUGAAACUUGGCUUUCUUACAUUUGAUUGGUUUAUGUGACAAUCCCUAAAAAAACGAGUGGAAGUAUGAUUUUUGAAUUAAAUGACUUUUCCAUUUG
Molecule: messenger RNA, 8625 nt
Organism: Rhinolophus ferrumequinum (greater horseshoe bat)
Lineage: Eukaryota; Metazoa; Chordata; Mammalia; Chiroptera; Rhinolophidae
Gene: ARHGAP26
Product: Rho GTPase activating protein 26
Exons: 24
Coding region: 348-2693 (781 amino acids)
Biological process (GO): signal transduction
Cellular component (GO): cytoplasm
Molecular function (GO): GTPase activator activity; protein binding
Source: RefSeq, a predicted model, not a curated record